Molecule: messenger RNA, 1217 nt
Organism: Erpetoichthys calabaricus (reedfish)
Lineage: Eukaryota; Metazoa; Chordata; Cladistia; Polypteriformes; Polypteridae
Product: solute carrier family 51 subunit beta
Exons: 4
Coding region: 156-593 (145 amino acids)
Biological process (GO): bile acid and bile salt transport
Cellular component (GO): plasma membrane
Molecular function (GO): protein heterodimerization activity; transmembrane transporter activity
Source: RefSeq, a predicted model, not a curated record
GAUUAAAGGACUCAAUAAACUGAAACAUCUAUAAUCCUUAUGUAUUAUAAGGGCAAAGUCUUUUUCUCUAGUGAUAAAAGUUUCCUUGCAGAGUGAGGAUCCUUUCACAGGAAAAACAUACAACAAGACAUACAAGGAAUACAAGAUAUUCAGAUAUGGCCACGCCAGAUCCUGAUUUGAUUUUAAGUAGCCUGGUAACUGUGGAAAAGGACAGUGCAGAAAUUGAAUAUUUGCUUUGGUUUUACCGUGUGGAAGAUGCUUCUCCCUGGACCUAUGCAAUUUUAGCUUUAUGUUUUGUGUCACUCCUGGUGGGUUCCCUCAUUCUGGGAAUAGGCAUAAUGGCAAACAGGAAUAGGAAGAGCAUAGCAAAAUACAGAUCAUCAGCUGGUGAAGAAAAAGUUAAAAUGUUGAAUCAAGCAAUAAAUGGCAAGCACCCUUUACCCUCUUGCACAGAAGCUGAUCCUGCUGAUUCAAUAAACAUGGCACUUAAAGCAAAUCUUCCUGACUAUUUUACAGAAGGCAACAUCAUCAUACAUUGGAAAGAUGGAAAUGUUACAUCACUUUUUACCAACCAAUCAGAGGAAGCUGUGUAGCUAGUCAAAACCAGGGGCAUGGAAACAGUCACCAAAAAUGUUUCUUUACUUGCCUUCUUCUGAAGUAUUCAUUCAGUGUUGUCUAAAAUGCUGGACAACAAUUCCUAACAGAUGGCUUCCUUUAUGAUUUACUCUGUUUUUUCUAUUCAUAAAAUUAAGAGUUUCAACCUAAUCUAUUUAAACCAUAAUCAGUUCAAGUCAUAUUACUGUAAUUACAGUAUAAAACAGGACAACCUCAAUGCAAAUAAAGUACUGUUUUUUUGUGAACACCAAAAGCAAUUGUGUCAAAAACCAACAUUUAAUUUUGUGUCUAUUUAUACUGCAAAGAGCAAUCCUUUCACUAUAAUAUUUGACUAAGAAAUGUUCUUUUUAUGUUAUGAGCUUAGUGUAAGACACUUAAACUAACCUAACACCAAACAUGUAUUGACUCAUUUUGGGGAUAUCAAUAAAAUGCUUUACAAUUUUAGAGACCAUUGAUUUUAAUUAAUAAAUAUAAAAAAAAGAUACUUUUGUGCAAAGAAAAAUUUAACCAACUUAUAUGUGCUAUGUGAUCCCACACAAAUAUUUUCAAUAAUUCACUUUUUGAAUAUAACAUAUUCACACUGUGUCAAAACAUAGAAAGGG